AUGUCAUUACCAACAGAAACAGCAUCGUCGUUGUUGUUACAAGCAACAAACAGUCAUUAUUACUAUCAUACUCCAAGUUCUACCCCCACUUCAAACUCAAAUUCAAAUGAUUAUAAUAAUAAUCAAGCGAUUGGAGCCACUCCUUCCGCAGUAUUAUUUUUUUUAGCAUUGGGUGUUGGAGUUAUAAUUGCAUUUUUAUUUAUUUUCUUCACCAUACGAUAUUUUAUAAGAGUUAAAUAUGGUGUGAAUUUGUCUGGUUUAUCGAGACGAAACUUCUAUAAUUAUCAAGGUCGUUCCUAUAGCAAUAAUAGCAGUGACAACAACAACAAUAAUGAUAGUGACAAUGGUAAUGGAACAAAUAAUUCAGUUGUUAAUGAACAUACAUUUGCUCAUAUUUUCACCACUACUGAAGUUCAAGACCAAUUACAAUACAUUCGAGAACAUCAUUAUUUACGAGGUGAAAUAAUUGAUAGAAGAUUAAAUUAUGGAUCGGAUUCAUUAUCUGCCAGAAGGAGGAGAAGAAGACGCCAAAGACGAAGAAGGAGAAGAAGAAGAGGUGGCAGAUUUGCUAAAAUGAAGAAAUUAACUAUUGAAGAAGUUGAAUUAUUAUUUCCACAGAAGACUUAUAGCUCUUGGUUAAAUGGUGGUAAACAACAAGAUAUUGAAAAACGUGGUGGUAUGUUGUAUGAAGAAGAGGAAGAAGGGUCAACUCUUGGGCAGCAAAAUGAUAUUAAUGGUAAUAUUCAAGUUAGUGAUGAAAGAGUUAAUACAAAUGAAUGUGGUAAUGAUGACGAUGAUGAUAACUCUUCACUACCCACUUUAUUGACUGCUGGUGAUAACAAUAACAAUCAUGUUACUAUUGGAACAUCUUCCAGUAAUAAUGAUAUUGAAUUAAAAGAGUUGACUACUGUUAGUCAUGUUGACCAUGAUGAUGAAACUGAUUUAGGUGAUGGAAUAUCUAAUUCGCCAACUAAUACCACUACUACCAAUGAAAAGGAUCAUAUUAUAGAAAGCCAUACUGAUUCAAAAGACAAUGAAGAAGAAGGAGAGGCUGACAUUAUCGAUCAACGUAGUUUACAUUUUGAUUCAGGUUCAUGUGCAAUUUGUUUGGAAUUAAUUGAAGAUGAUGAUAUUGUACGUGGUUUAAUUUGUGGACACGUUUUCCAUGCAGAAUGUUUGGAUCCUUGGUUAACCAAACGAAGAGCUUGUUGUCCAAUGUGUAAACGAGAUUAUUUAUUUAAAAGAGAUUAUCAUGAUCCAAAUAGCCCUACCACAGAAGAGAAUUCUGGUAAUUCAAACAAUACAGAUGGUGCUACCAACACUAAUACUAAUAAUAAUAAUGAAAAUUCCGAUAAUGAUAAUGAUAAUGAAGAUGAUGAUGACGAUGAUGAUUCAUUGAGUCUAGAUUUAGAAGAAUUACGAAAUGAUCCAGCAUUACAAAUGAUGUUACAAGAAUUGAUUCCACCAAGUGAAAGAGUAAGAAUAUUGUUGAAUGAUUCGAGAUAUAGUGAAUUAAAUUUAGAAGAAAGAGGACAUGAAAUUUCUAAUAAAAAAUACGGUAGAUUUUUCAAGAUUUUCUUUUGGAAAUUAAUGGGAAUUUCAAAAUCUGAUUUAUUUAAUUGGGCAGUUUUAAGAUUAGUUCAUGAAUAUAGAAGAGAUAACCCUGAAUUAUUUCAAGAAAAUACCCCAGAUACCAACGAGGGAAACAACAACAAUAAUGAUAAUCAAACUGGAAAUGGAGAACAAGAAGAAACCAAUGGUGAAUCUAAUACUGGUCAAGAAUCAUCAACAACUCCUACUACUGCCGCGGAACAAGAAGAAACUAAUACAAGAGAAGUUGAUAUAAGGGAAUCAACAACAAGAAGACAAAUAAUUGAAAACAGAGUUUAA
Messenger RNA from Candida tropicalis MYA-3404, 1890 nucleotides. RefSeq lists its product as uncharacterized. Gene Ontology annotation, cellular component: cytoplasm. NCBI's taxonomy places the organism in Eukaryota, Fungi, Ascomycota, Pichiomycetes, Serinales, Debaryomycetaceae. Gene Ontology annotation, molecular function: ubiquitin protein ligase activity. The coding region runs from base 1 to 1890 and encodes 629 amino acids. The transcript has a single exon. Gene Ontology annotation, biological process: ubiquitin-dependent protein catabolic process. The record is from RefSeq and is a predicted model, not a curated record.